CCUGUAAUCUGCAAGACUUGCCCCUUUGACUUCCUUUCUAUUUUAACCCUCAACUCUUAAUGCCUGGCAGGAGCCCAUCGCCACCCUGCGCCUCAUUGGCCACCGGGGAGGGAUUUGCUGGGUACUUAAAUGUCACCUUCGUGUCCAAAGAGGAUUGUGUGCUUUGGAGUUUUCCUGGGGAGAGGUGGCUUUUGCCUCCAUCACCCACACAAGGGCAGUUGGGUUCUUCCCAACAAGCGAUCCCUGCAGCGCCACCGACACCGAGACUCUAAAGGCAAGAAGCAGGAGUCAAGAGAAAGCCCUCAAAUUCCACCAAACACCCCUUGCUUUGGCUGCAAAGUGAGUGGAGAUGGGCAACAUGGAUGGGAAAUCCGUGGAGGAGCUGAGCACCACCGAGUGCCACCAGUGGUAUAAGAAGUUCAUGACGGAGUGUCCUUCGGGCCAGCUCACCCUCUACGAGUUCAAACAGUUCUUUGGCUUGAAAAACCUGAGUCCUGCCGCCAACAAAUACGUUGAGCAAAUGUUUGAGACGUUUGACUUUAACAAGGAUGGCUACAUAGAUUUUAUGGAGUACGUGGCAGCUCUGAGUCUGGUCCUCAAAGGGAAGGUGGACCAGAAGCUGCGGUGGUACUUCAAGCUCUAUGAUGUGGAUGGGAAUGGCUGCAUUGACCGGGGAGAACUGCUGAACAUCAUCAAGGCUAUUCGAGCCAUCAACCGGUGCAACGAAACGAUGACGGCUGAGGAAUUCACAAACAUGGUGUUUGACAAAAUCGAUAUAAAUGGAGAUGGUGAGCUUUCCCUGGAAGAGUUCAUGGAGGGCGUGCAGAAGGAUGAAGUGCUGCUCGACAUCCUCACCCGCAGCCUGGACCUGACACACAUCGUCCGCUUGAUCCAGAACGAUGGGAAGAACCCACACGAGCCGGAGCAGGAGGCAGAGGCUGCCCAAUAGGCUCCCGGGAUGCUUUCCCUUUGUCUCUGCUUUCCCCCCUUUGCAUCCUUAAAACAAAUGUGUUUGUGGGAGCUGCCCCAGCACCAGUGCAGCCAGUGAUAGACUAUAGGGACCAGGGUCUGCU
Messenger RNA from Neopsephotus bourkii (Bourke's parrot), 1073 nucleotides. It is a transcript of the gene GUCA1A, whose product is annotated as guanylate cyclase activator 1A. Bases 350 to 949 code for a protein of 199 amino acids. The transcript has 4 exons. Gene Ontology annotation, molecular function: calcium sensitive guanylate cyclase activator activity; calcium ion binding. The record is from RefSeq and is a predicted model, not a curated record. Gene Ontology annotation, biological process: visual perception; positive regulation of guanylate cyclase activity. Gene Ontology annotation, cellular component: cone photoreceptor outer segment; photoreceptor inner segment. Lineage: Eukaryota; Metazoa; Chordata; Aves; Psittaciformes; Psittacidae.